Molecule: messenger RNA, 2138 nt
Organism: Neltuma alba
Lineage: Eukaryota; Viridiplantae; Streptophyta; Magnoliopsida; Fabales; Fabaceae
Exons: 14
Coding region: 257-1825 (522 amino acids)
Biological process (GO): glucosylceramide biosynthetic process
Cellular component (GO): membrane
Molecular function (GO): ceramide glucosyltransferase activity
Source: RefSeq, a predicted model, not a curated record
CUCAAUCUCUCUCCAUUUCCAAACACUCCUCUCCGUUCUCUCCCGCUUCCGUAUCUCAAAUGCUGUGCAAGGCCAUCUGAGAGCGACGGAGGGAGAGAAACCACCUCGCCUUCCCUCUGGCUGGCCCCUAAGGAUUCUAUUGUCGCCGCCAUUUCAGUUUCAUUCUCCCAAGCAACUGCAUUCUCAUACUCUUCUCUAUAUAUAAUAAUCCUUUUGGGGCCUUGAAGUGGAGAUAGACGGAGAGAGAAGGGUCACAAUGCCUUCCUUCGGGCCUUUCGAUUUGUUUCUCUUCUCUCUCAGCAGAGCCUUGUGCAGUCCAGCCGCUGUUUUCAUUCAGAUCCAGGGAUGUGUAAUUUGCUUAGCCCUUGCCAUUGGGUGGGCUGGUGCUUCGUAUGUCAGGAACAGAGAGAUUAAAAAAAUGAAGGAUGGUAUGCGGAAGAAGAACAGUUUUGCUUUCCUUUACCAUGACAUAAAUCAACUUGAGCACUCCAAUCAAGUCAAUCUGCCAAGGGUGACAGUGAUUAUGCCCCUUAAAGGGUUUGGUGAACACAAUUUACAUAAUUGGAGAAGCCAGAUCACAUCUCUUUAUGGUGGACCUGUAGAAUUUCUUUUUGUGGUAGAAAGUACAGAGGAUCCUGCUUAUCAUGCUGUAUCGCGACUAAUAUCAGAAUUUGAGGAUCACGUUGAUGCUAAGAUUGUUGUAGCUGGUUUGUCAACAACAUGUACUCAGAAAAUUCACAAUCAAUUGGUUGGAGUGGAGACAAUGCAUAAAGACAGCAAGUAUGUGUUGUUUCUGGAUGAUGAUGUUAGGCUACAUCCUGGGUCUAUAGGAGCGCUUACUUAUGAGAUGGAAAAGAACCCAGAGAUAUUUAUUCAAACAGGAUACCCUCUUGACCUGCCAUCUGGAAGCCUGGGAAGUUACUGCAUCUAUGAAUACCAUAUGCCUUGUUCGAUGGGCUUUGCCACUGGUGGAAAAACUUUCUUUCUAUGGGGAGGGUGCAUGAUGAUGCAUGCUGAUGACUUUAGACAAGACAGAUAUGGUGUGGUUUCAGGACUUAGAGAUGGUGGAUAUUCUGAUGAUAUGACUCUUGCAGCUAUAGCUGGGGCUCACAAAAGUCUCAUUACGUCUCCUCCAGUUGCUGUCUUUCCACAUCCCCUUGCAAGUGAUCUUAAUUUUGGAAGGUACUGGAAUUAUUUGAGGAAACAGACUUUUGUUUUGGAGUCAUACACAACAAAAGUGAACUGGAUGAUGAACCGUGCACUAUUUACAUCCCACUGCUAUCUGUCAUGGGGAUUUGUAGCACCAUAUUUUAUGGCAACAAUUCAUGUUGCGGCAGCGCUUAGAUCUCAUGUUAAAGGAUACUCACUUGAAGAAUUGACUCACACUACUGUUGGGUUACCACUGGUGAGCUUACUAGCCAUAUGCACUAUAAUUGAACUUCUUUCAAUGUGGAACUUGACGAGGAUCGAAGUUCAAUUGUGCAACAUGUUGUCUCCGGAGGCACCCCAACUUUCGCUUGCUUCCUAUAACUGGUUUCUUGUGUUCAUUGCAAUGCUGGUGGAUAAUUUUCUAUACCCUAUCUCUGCAAUUCGUUCUCAUUUUUCUCAGUCUAUCAAUUGGUCUGGCAUUCGGUAUUAUUUGAAAGAUGGAAAAAUAAGCAAGAUUGAACGAACUGAAAGAAGCAAGGAUAUGGAUCCGGUAUUCACAGACUUGGGAGGAAAACAUUUAUACGGCAGGAAGGGAUUACCAGCCAGAGAGUCAUUCCUCAAUUCUUUGUCCCGAAGUUUGGCGCAAUGGCGUCAGCCAAAAAAGUUUGAUAACUAGGAAAUGCUUCAUUUUGUGUCUCUCCACCAUUUUAGGUUUUGUGGGCAGCAUGAGCUUAGGAAGUAUACGGGUACUGGGUUGACCAAUUGGUCAUAUUUAUUGUCUCAUGCAUUCAUGAUUUAUUCAUUGAUUUUGAAGGGUGUUAGGAAAUCCUAGGUCCAUUCAGUCCAUCAUUCUUCAACUUCAUCCCCUUCCUAUUUAGGGUUCAUCUUGUAGUUGUAAUGAUUCAGUUCUCAGUUUAUACACAACUUUGACCUUGUGCUAAUAUCCCAAGCUCUUGAAAAAUUACUUAUAAAAACCUUUCGUUCUGGCU